Tricharina praecox is the source of this 1696-nucleotide messenger RNA. RefSeq lists its product as uncharacterized. The record is from RefSeq and is a predicted model, not a curated record. Lineage: Eukaryota; Fungi; Ascomycota; Pezizomycetes; Pezizales; Pyronemataceae. Bases 44 to 1597 code for a protein of 517 amino acids. Gene Ontology annotation, molecular function: protein binding. The transcript is spliced from 5 exons.
GACAUCUCGUCCACAACCACAACCACAGCCACAGCAAGUCACCAUGAGCAGGAGAGGAGGAGGAGGGGGAUGGGGAGGAGGGGGUAGGAGGAGCAAGAGGAGGGGCGGGAUCGGGGUCGUCGGCGCGAUGGGAAUGGCCGUGAUACUGUUGCCGGCGUCGUCGUUGGCUGCUGCCGCAUGCAUACCGCUCGCCGGAUCGACAAUGUGCUCUGCCUUUGGGAAGUCGCAGAUUUCGACGGGGGACGCACUUACGGGUCAAUUCCCAUUCCUGAGAUUUGUCUCCAACCUUACCCACUUCGAUGAAAAGUUCGAGACCUUCACGAAAGAGGAAUACGUUACGAGCAAGUUUGGACUACUGUUCGGAUGCGACAAUGUCACGACGUCGUUACCGAAUACGGACGAGUACUAUGCUCGCUUCACGUCGACGGUUCUCUGCUCGAGGAUGAUACAAGACUCGAGGACGGACUGCGGGCUGACGGACGAAACUGCUAAGCCGCUCUGUGCCGAAUCUUGUGCCCAGUUCGGGAGGAGUGAACAGAUGAUCGUGUCGAACCCAGACACGUGCUCGAACGCAAGGGACGAUGCCUUCAGCAUCGUCUUCUCCGAUUACACAAUCUGCUCGCCCCCCGAUUCUCUGGAUCAGUCUUGUAUCCUGGGGUCCGACAACGAGUAUGAGAAUUGUGGUUUCAGGGAUAAUCUCUUGGGAUUGUGUCUGUAUUGCGCCGAAAAUUCGCCGAAUUCUACGGAUACUUGCUGUUAUUCCUCGGGCGCCGAAACGAAAUGCGCUGGGCUGGUUCUGCCAACGUUUACGAACCUGCCGCCAAUCACCACAGCCACCACGACAACGACAGCAACAUCGACGUCUUCAGCCUCGGGUAGUGACGACGAUGAGUUGAGCGGCGGCGUCAUUGCGGGGAUCACAAUUGGAGCGUUGGUCGGUGUGGGGUUUCUCGUGUUCGCGUUGCUCUUCUGGUGGAGGCGUCGGAACCGGUACGGAAAUCAAACUCCCAUCUUCAAUCACCCCGCGCGUGGACCACCGUCCAUGACCUUCACCACGGUGGGCCCAGUACAAACCGGCCACGGGUACGAAGCGCUUACUGGAAGUCGCGUCGCCCGCAUGUCGGCUCUUGAGGAGAGCACUUCUCGGAUCGAUAUUGCUUCUUCAGCCGGUAGCGCGGCACCACCGCACAUCUCGCGCGCAAUCAUUGGCGCUGAAUCAUCCUCGUCGUCCGAAUUCGGACUCCAGGACAGCCCAAUAUCCCGUCGGGAUCGAUCGCCACAGCAUAGACCGCUGCAUCCCCCGCCGCGUGGACGGAAUGCGUCGUUGUCCAGCUCGUCGGUCCUCAUGUCUGAGGGAGGCCUGACAUCCCUGGUUGCAUCGAGUGAGAAGGGAUCGAGACGGUUUUCGGGCUCGACUUCGGAACAGCUGCCGUACUUUAGGGAUUACUACUCUAACGAAGAUAUCCAUCCCGGCGAUAAGGUCUCUGUGCUGUGGGCGUAUGCACCGCGCGCGCCGGAUGAAUUCGAGCUCGAGCGGGGUGAUAUGUUGAAGGUGGUUGGAAUUUGGGAUGAUGGUGAGUUAUAUUGUUUUGUCUGAGGAUGUGGGGGGUUUACUGACGUUUCUAGGCUGGGCAACCGGAAUUUUCCUCCCCGACCGCGCCGAAGACGCGUCCCGGCGACGACGCGAAAUGCGGGA